CCUUCCCCUGAUCCUGCCUGAAACGGGGUUACCUCAGUUUCCUCAUCUGUAAAACAGGGAGAAAAAUGUCCUCUUUACAAGGCAAAACGUGGGUAAAGCGUUUUGUAACGUGCAAAGGGCUAACAUUUAUUUUGGUCAUCAACAACCAGGCCAAGCUUCCUCUCGCAAUUACAGAUUAUGCUCUCUCCCACCCAUCUGACUUGGUCCCUAGUUCCACUUCACACUCAUUUUCUCCGUCCGUCCCCCUCCAGCAAAGAGAGGAAGUGAGAGAAUGAUAAGAGCACGUGCGACUAACCCCGUGUUAAGCCUGCGUCUGGGUAAAGCGCACACUUCACCUCCCCUAGAUGCCGAGAGGCGCCCCCAGCCCAUACUACAUUUCCCAGCAACCCUUUCGCGGUCCCAGCCGCGGAGGCAGUGAAGCGCAUGCGCCACUCGCGGCUCCACCUGGUGUGCAGGCCGUUCCUCCUGAAUCAGUUUCCACUAGCCAAGCCGGCAGGUCCCGGCGCUGCUGCGGGCGCUGUCCUCCCGGGAGGUAGCGGGGCUCAGGUGUGCCUUAGCUGCGGCCAGUGCCAUGAUCCGGCAGGAGCUCUCCACAUCCUACCAGGAGGGCCCAGACCUUCGUCAUCUCCGGUCAGCUUCCUCCCUUGUGCCCCUCACCGUGCCCCCCUCACUUGGAAAGCUCUGGCAGUUUCACACUCUCAGUCCUGCCGAGCUGAGUGAGGAGUUGGAUCAGGUGAUUGAGAACUCAGAGCAGGGGGACAAGCGGGAAAAGGAGGCAGGCGAAGUCCAAGGUCCGGGAGUCUUACCAGUCCUGGACAGCGAGUCCGCCUCCAGCAGCAUCCGCGUCAGCAAGGCCUGCCUGAAGAACGUCUUCUCGGUGCUGCUCAUCUUCAUCUACCUGCUGCUCAUGGCCGUGGCUGUCUUCCUGGUCUACCAGACCAUCACGGACUUCCGUGAGAAACUCAAGCACCCCGUCAUGUCAGUGUCUUACAAGGAGGUGGAUCGCUACGACGCCCCAGGGAUCGCCUUGUACCCAGGACAGGCCCAGCUGCUCAGCUGUAGGCACCAUUAUGAGGUCAUUCCACCCCUGAGGAGUCCGGGCCAGCCAGGAGACAUGAACUGCACUACCCAGAAGAUCAACUACUCGGACCCUUUCUCCAAUCAGACCCUGAAAUCCGCCCUGAUUGUGCAGGGGCCCCGAGAAGUGAAGAAGAGGGAGCUGGUCUUCCUCCAGUUCCGCCUAAACAAGAGUAGCGAGGACUUCAGCGCCAUCGAUUACCUCCUCUUCUCUUCUUUCCAGGAGUUCAUGCAAAGCCCAGACAGAGUGGGCUUCAUGCAGGCCUGUGAGAGCGCCUAUUCCAGCUGGAAGUUCUCGGGGGGCUUCCGCACCUGGGUCAAGAUGUCCCUGGUGAAGACCAAGGAGGAGGAUGGGCGGGAGGCCGUGGAGUUCCGGCAGGAGACCAGUGUGGUGAACUAUAUUGACCAGAGGCCCGCCGCUGAAAAAGGCGCUCAGUUGUUUUUCGUGGUCUUUGAAUGGAAAGAUCCUUUCAUCCAGAAGGUCCAAGAUAUAAUCACUGCCAAUCCUUGGAACACAAUUGCUCUUCUUUGUGGGGCCUUCUUGGCAUUAUUUAAAGCAGCAGAGUUUGCCAAACUGAGUGUGAAAUGGAUGAUCAAAAUUCGAAAGAGACACCUUAAAAAAAGAGGUCAGGCAAUGAACCACAUAAGCUGAAGUCACCCUGUGUUGUUCAUAGGCCUGCCCACGUUAAUGGAAGUUCUCUUCACUUCCACUCUGAUAAACUUGAGCUCCUAUCAAUCCUCUGCUCACUUGAAGAAAUGGGCCUUACUGGGAGGAACAGCCUGUCAAACUGCAGCUUCUAACCUGGCCCAAAAAGAGGCUGUUGAGAGCCUAAUGGAACAGAUCCAAUGGAUUCCCUAAAGGUUAUUUAAGAAUGUAAAUUAUUAAUGAACAUUUCUUGACAUAUGACAUAUGAACAGGGUUUAUGAAGAUGGAAUUAGAUCUCAAGUUUUCUGAUGGUUUGUUGGAACAGCCUUUCUUCUUCUUUGGUUUGGUGCAUAGUUAAGCUCGAACAGAAUAAUUAAGGCUCUACUUUUUUAAGUUUCUUUUCUCUACAAUUUUUAAAGUGGACAGAAGAGAGUGAUUUUCUUUCUCCCUAAAUCCUAUCAGAUGUGUAGGUAACACUUUGAAACCCAGGCACUGUACACCAAGAAAGGUAAAAACCCUUGUCUCUGGCCAUCGUCUGCCAUUUACGUUGGCCAGCCUCUGACAUGCUCUCAUUUGUUGAAUAUUAAGUGAGACUUAAAAAAAAAUACUAGAAACUAGUAAUUCGAUUUCUGGUGGACCAAAUAGCCAGCUACCUAUCUGGCUGGAGUAUUUGUUGAUGCAAGGAAAGAGUUAAGUGAAUAAUACACAAAAGCACUAGGGCAGAUGUACACAGUAGGUCCUACUCAGAGUAUUUUGAUGAUUUCAUUAACAGGUAAAUAAAAGUUAGGUUAAUAUAAAAAGAAUCAGUAUGCCAAUAUGAGUCCCUGCUAACUCAGUACGGCACCAGUAAACUUUCAUUCUGUGACCUUCAAGUAAAAGGCAGCGUAAGCCUGGACUCCUGAGAUGGCGGAUCUGGACUCCUGAGGUACGUCAUGACUGCGUCCCGGGAAGGGCAGGCUGGCCUGGUGACUGAUGGUGGGUGGUCUGGAGGAGAGAUGGAUCA
Molecule: messenger RNA, 2726 nt
Organism: Manis javanica (Malayan pangolin)
Lineage: Eukaryota; Metazoa; Chordata; Mammalia; Pholidota; Manidae
Gene: PACC1
Product: proton activated chloride channel 1
Cellular component (GO): cell surface
Source: RefSeq, a predicted model, not a curated record